Salvia splendens (bonfire salvia) is the source of this 1398-nucleotide messenger RNA. RefSeq names its product spliceosome-associated protein 49. The transcript has 4 exons. Lineage: Eukaryota; Viridiplantae; Streptophyta; Magnoliopsida; Lamiales; Lamiaceae. The record is from RefSeq and is a predicted model, not a curated record. Gene Ontology annotation, molecular function: RNA binding. Bases 138 to 716 code for a protein of 192 amino acids.
UAUUGAAAUACAUCCGCCGACUUUUGACGCGAGUUCUCUUCCAAUUCCUUUCGUUUCUCGGACUUCUCUCUCUUAUCUACACGAGAAUAAUUCUUAGCUGCAGUUGCAAGCAUAUUCUGUGGUUAUUGCUUUAGAUCAUGGCGGAUAAUCCUAAAUCUACCGUAUAUAUUGGAAACCUGGAUGAGAGAGUUAGUGAUAGGGUGUUGUAUGACAUUCUAAUUCAGGCAGGUUGGGUAGUAGAUUUAUAUAUCCCCCGAGACAGGGAGACUGAUAAACCAAAAGGGUAUGCUUUUGCGGAAUAUGAAUCCGAUGAGGUAGCUGAGUAUGCUGUCAAGCUUUUCUCUGGUCUUGUAACUCUUUACAAAAGGACAUUGAAGUUUGCGAUUUCCGGACAAGACAGACCCUCUGCUUCCCUUUCAACCCCACCAGCAAAUGUUUCUUCUGCCAAACAAAGGCAGUACCACAAGAAUACAGAACCUUACUCACAUUCUCCGAGGUUAUUAGCAUCAUGUCAGCUUUCAGAGCGUAAGACUACUUAUCCAGAAGUUCUCCCUGAUAUAUCUAUGCACCGAUCUAGUGGGUAUAGAUCAUACCAUGACAGCACCGAAUAUGAUUACAGUCGAAGAGUGUUUGGUUCGGUGUUGGAUAGUGUUAGUCGUGGUAGCUCGAGACGUUAUGAUGUGCGUGAUUCAUUGAAUCGUGAUCGGUAUUACUGAUUAUCUAUUUGAAUUGAUAGAGACUAACUCUGGUAGUUAGUCUAUGUCUAACUAUAAAGUGAUGUAGCACUUGACCCAGUAGGGAGAUGGCUCCUCUGUACAAUUAUUUAAUUCCAUCCUUCGUAUGUGGUUCAUAUGUCUCGAAUGGUGAACAUGCUAGUUAAUUUGUACUUCAGUUAUGUUGUGAACUUGAAACAUGUGUGAAGUUCAUCGCGCCACGCAUGAUAGUUGCUUGGUAUUAGUGUAUGAAGUGUUCUUGUCUCUUAAGUCUUAACUUGUUUGGUGUGUUUUGGGCUCCUGUGAUUGGCUGAAGGGACCAUAUAAUUCUGUAUAUGGGUGAUUGUUGUUGAUCUGCCCUUUAUAGAUUGUGGUUUGCAGUGUGUAAAUUUUAGUGUGCAAAUUGUAGUUGGUGUGGUGCAAUUAAUGGUAGAAGGUGAUGAGAGCAACAACCAUGUUGAUGUUGAAGAAGGUGAAAUUCCUUGCACAGAUUGAUGACAUCAAAUCUGCAGCUAUCUGUUACCCAGGUUUUGCAGCCAGCCAGAGACAUCAAAUAAAAAAUAUAGAAAUUUGUUGCUUUAUUCUUUUACACUUUACACCAUGAAUCUCAUAACUCACUAAGUCAAUUCUUUAAAUUGUAAUCACAUUUACUUGUAUAUUCCGAUUCAAUGCACAAUUUUCACAA